This is a messenger RNA of Andrographis paniculata, 3042 nucleotides long. Its product is annotated as SNF2 domain-containing protein CLASSY 3-like. The coding region runs from base 1 to 3042 and encodes 1013 amino acids. Gene Ontology annotation, biological process: gene silencing by siRNA-directed DNA methylation. The transcript is spliced from 5 exons. Gene Ontology annotation, molecular function: ATP-dependent chromatin remodeler activity; ATP binding. Lineage: Eukaryota; Viridiplantae; Streptophyta; Magnoliopsida; Lamiales; Acanthaceae. The record is from RefSeq and is a predicted model, not a curated record.
AUGGAUAAUCGCGAAUCAAUGGAUGCUCCAUCGACAUUCGGGAGGAUCAGCAACGUUCCUCCAUCGGAGAUAACUCCAGAGACGGGAAGAGUGGAGAGAUUUCUCACAAGGCAGCAACGAGAUAAUAUUGUUGCAACACAUCAAGAUUCUGAAAUGGAGGGCGAGGAUGUUCCCACUGCCAUGAUGACCGGAUCUGACGAUAAGGUAGAUGAAAAGCUUCAUUCAGAUAUUUAUGCUCAAAUUUUUGGACCUGAGCAUACAGUCCCUGAAUUCGACAGCCACUCCGACGGGGACGAUGCCGACACCCACACAGAAGUGUGCGGGGGCAUUGCAAGUCGGGUGAGAUCUAGGAGGAGGACCAAUACGGGCCCGCCGCCAGUUUAUGUCGAGGAUGAGUUGAGUGGCAUGUCCGGCGACAACAUCAAGAGCUCCUCCGAGGAUGAAGACUUCACUGUGAGGAAGAGGAGGAAAUCGACGAACAAUAGAAGAGCUGACACUGCAGAUGACAGCUCGCCUGCGGGGACUUCAGGGUGGCGCAGCAUCAGACCUUCAAAACGAAGGGCUGCAGUGACCUCUCCUCGGAGGGUGUCAGAAAAUGCACAAGCACGCCCCGCCUCGGACUCAAAAGCUGCACAGACCAGCAGAAACGGCGAUGAGGGCAAAAAGAUGCCGUAUUGGCUCAAGGAGUUGACGAAAUAUAUGACGGGGGCCAAAGCGAAGAAAGCGAAGCCACAGAAGAUUGACAUCUCCAAGAUCCUAGAGGGAUCUGUUCUCGGACGAGCGAGUGGGGCUGCUGAUGGAGCUGCCGACUACCCGGCUCUUCCCAAGAAAUUCCGGUUCGAAGACAAUGUCGCGCCAGUGCCCGAAGAAGAUCAAAGGGAAACUGAGUGGCGGAAGGGUAUGGACGACUUGUUCCAAGAAAUGGAAUAUAACUGCGCUGUGGAGCGAAUGGGAACAAUGACCAACCGUGGGGUUGUUCAAGCUGAGGAUGACGAGGAGGAAGAGGACACUCAGGAGCGCAGAUGCGCCCGAGGUCUUCAUGAGUUGAUAUUAGAGGACGACAAAGGAUGGUAUUGUCGCCACUGUCAACAUGUGGCGAUUCAACCAAGAGACGUACUUCCUCCGUGGGCGAUGAAAGCUUAUCGUGCUGGGGGAAAGAAGAAGAAGGAGGAGAAAAGGGAGGCUCUGGAUCUCAGCACCAUCAGUCUCCCGGUAGCAGAUGCAGCUACUGUAAGCAGCAGCUGGACAAGCGGCUCAGUGUGGAGCAUCGACGCUGGUGUGAGAGAAACACUGUAUGAGCACCAGCAAGAGGGAUUUGAGUUCCUAUGGAGGAACUUGGCGGGCAGCACUGAACUUGCCGAGUUGAGGAACUCAAAUCUACCGGGAGUUGGUGGAUGCAUUAUUUCCCAUGCACCAGGGACCGGAAAGACACGUCUGACGAUUGUCUUCCUCCAGACGUAUCUAAAGGUGUUUCCAAAUUGCCUGCCGAUGAUCAUCGUCCCAGCCAACAUACUUGCUACUUGGGAAGGAGAGUUCAGAAGGUGGAACCCGGGCUUUAAUUUCCACAACCUGAACAACUCGGCGUUGAUCGGCGACGAGAUUGCUGCUGCUGACCAUCUGUUUCAAGGGGGGAGGAUCAGACGUCGGGAUAUGGAGGCGAUCAGAAUGGUCAAAAUGUACACGUGGCGGAGAGGGGGAGGUCUUCUGGGGAUUAGCUACAACCUCUUCGAGAAGCUAACGGCGCAGAAAGAGGCGGAAGCAAAUGCAGGCGAGGAGGGGGGGCAGAGAACGGGGGCUGAACAGAACUUGGAAGUUCUGAGAUCAAUACUUCUUGAGAUUCCUGGACUAGUGAUUCUCGACGAAGGUCAUACUCCUCGUAACCACAGGAGUAAGAUUUGGGCUUCACUAGUUCAGCUCAAGACGGAAAAGCGCGUCAUCUUGUCCGGGACGCCGUUCCAGAACAACUUCGAGGAACUGUUCAACACCCUAAAGAUCGUCAGGCCAGCAGUAGCGGAAGAGAUUAUGCAGGAUCGGACGUUUGCCGAGAUUCUGCAUUCGGAUAAGAGGGCCCAAAGCUCUCGGCCUGCUUUGCUUCCGGAAGCCAUCAAUCGUGCAGUUGAGAGGCUGAAAGUCGCCAUGGCGCCGUUUGUGCACGUGCACAAGGGGACAGUCCUCCAGAAUAAUCUCCCCGGAUUGAGAGACUCCAUCAUCCUCCUGAAACCGACUGGAUUGCAGAAGCGACUGAUCGACCGGUUGGAAGAGGAACGGGUAAGGAAAACACUUACGAGUGAGUUUGGAUAUUCACUGGUAUCUGUUCAUCCUUACCUCAUCCAGAAAUGCAAGUCGCAAGUGCCAACCGACGGGAUCGAUAUGCAAGCAGUCGAGGAGUCGAAGCUCAAUCCUGGUGAUGGAGUCAAAACGAAAUUCAUCCUCGAGUUUGUCCGCCUCAGUACGCUGCUGAACGAAAAAGUGCUCAUCUUCAGCCAGUACAUUCCGCCCUUGGACCUGAUCAAAGAGCACCUGACCGCGACCCUCCAGUGGAACGAAGGCAAGGAAAUUCUGAGGCUGGAAGGGAGGCUACAGAAGAAGCAACGCCAGAAUGUGAUCGACGCAUUCAACGAUCCAGAAAAUGAUUCGAAGAUCAUGCUGGCGUCGACGAGGUGCUGCUCCGAGGGCAUAAGUCUGGUUGGGGCUUCGAGGGUCAUUUUGCUAGACGUCGUCUGGAACCCUUCAGUCCAACAGCAGGCGAUUUGUCGAGCUUAUAGGAUUGGGCAAAAGAAGUUUGUCCAUACCUAUCAUCUGAUGACUGCUGGCACCAUUGAGGCGGACAAAUAUUGCCGGCAAGCUGAGAAAGAGCGCCUAUCGGAGUUAGUCUUCUGCUCUUCUUCGAACGAGGACACAUCGAAGCAGCAGCUGCCGGAGAUUGAGGAUAAGAUUCUCCAAGAGAUGGUCGAGCAUGCAAUGACGAAGGAUAUAUUUGAAAAGAUCAUCCACCAGCCGAAGAGCGCCGAUUUGAUCCAGUCCUUAGGCAUGAAAGGUUGA